AUGAUGCAGACUAUCGGUAGACUCGGCAGGCUGCGAGCCUAUCCCGUCUCAGCCAUCGUACCGAGCACGUCAACACUGCAAGGCCACAGGAUCGUCUUACCGCCCGCCCAAGCUGACCUCCCUCCCCUCCGAGAACGGACCUCAACGCGACUGAUUGCAAAGGCAUACGAAAGGGCAGGCCUGCCGUCUACGGAGGAACUCAUGUUGCUCGAUGAGAACGCGGCGAUAGAGAGAGCUCGAUCGGAUGAGAGAGUGUUGCCGCCUAAUUUGAGGAUAGAGCGUUAUGUGCCCAAGCAGCAGAAGCACAAGCACUUUGACCGAUCCCAGUUCGAGCUGUUGCGCAAGCUCGAGCGAGAAUAG
This is a messenger RNA of Mixia osmundae IAM 14324, 360 nucleotides long. RefSeq lists its product as uncharacterized. Lineage: Eukaryota; Fungi; Basidiomycota; Mixiomycetes; Mixiales; Mixiaceae. Bases 1 to 360 code for a protein of 119 amino acids. The record is from RefSeq and is a predicted model, not a curated record. The transcript is spliced from 2 exons.